Armigeres subalbatus is the source of this 1266-nucleotide messenger RNA. Its product is annotated as melanization protease 1-like. The record is from RefSeq and is a predicted model, not a curated record. Gene Ontology annotation, molecular function: serine-type endopeptidase activity. The coding region runs from base 125 to 1174 and encodes 349 amino acids. The transcript has 5 exons. Gene Ontology annotation, biological process: proteolysis. Lineage: Eukaryota; Metazoa; Arthropoda; Insecta; Diptera; Culicidae.
GAUGAUAACCGCAGCAUUAGUUGCGUUGAGUGGUUCUCUUGCGAGUGUCCUGUAAGCUCGAUUUGUUAUAUUAUUGGCAACGAAAAUAAUCAGGUGCAAAUUAAUUUAUCAUUCGUUGUUUGUGAUGACCAAUAUUCUACAGGAUCUGUUUCUAUGGCUUUCAAUAUUUGGAAUAGCAUCAUCACAGGAUCCAGUAGAUCAUUGUAUAAACACAAAAGGCAAACAUGGAAAAUGCGUGCACAUCGAUUAUUGCCCUGAGCUUCUAGAAAUUGCCCAGAAAAGAGUAGUUUCUGCACACGACAGUCAAUUGCUGAAAUCUAAUUCCUGUGGCAAGGCCAUGGUAUGUUGUUCGCAAUCAAUGACAGAAACAAAAGUCAAGAAAAUGACACUUCCGGACAUCGAUGUUUGUGGUUUCAACCACGUAAGCGAUAGAAUCAUCGGAGGUACGGAAACUGAAUUGGAGCAAUACCGCUGGAUGGUUGUAAUUGAGCGUUUAGAAGCUGGCACCCGCGAAGUGAUCUGUGGAGGAUCUCUUAUAAAUACUUUGUAUGUUCUUACCGCCGCGCACUGUUUCAAAGGCUUGACGAAGGCAGAAGAUUUGAUUCUGCGACUUGGAGAACACAACUUGUCAUCGGAUCCAGAUUGUGACUCGUCAAAUAACUGUAAUGCCCCUGUUAUUUACGCAAACGUCAGUCAGAUAAUAAAUCAUCCGAAUUACAGAAGUGAGCGCAAUGAUGUGGCGCUUCUCAAACUCGCCACACCAAUUGAAUAUACGAACUAUGUACUGCCAAUCUGUUUGCCCGUUCUGGCAUCCCAACAGAAAGAGUUCUUGAAUAAACAUGUUUUCGCGGCCGGAUGGGGCACUAAUGGAACAGGUGAAGCAUUGAGCAACAUCAAAAUGCACGUGGAGCUCAAGAUAACCAACCUGGAUGAAUGCGAGAUAUUAUUUCGAAGCGAACCUGGUGAAAUGCACCUUUGUGCUAAAUCCUCUACAGACGAGGUUGGAGAUACAUGUGACGGGGACUCUGGAGGGCCUUUGAUGAUUGAACUGCAGGGUAGUUGGUUCCAAGUUGGAAUAGUUAAUUUUGGAUUGCCGUGCGGUUCAAUUUUUCCCGCUGUGUAUGCCAGGGUUUCCCACUUUAUGGAAUGGAUACAAGACAAUUUGUUAGAAUAAAAGUUGAUUUCUAUCAACAACCUGUGGUGUAAUUUAUUAAAAAUAUUAAUGACAUGCAAUUACUUGAAAAAUAAAUAAAUUUUUGACAUUGU